UAAGCGCUUGAAGCAGGGGGACAUUUUGAAGCUGUGAUGAAAGAAAGGGAAACAAGAAGUAUCAAACAGAAUAUUUCUUUAAAGAGUCAUUUUUUUGGCGACGGAGAUCGGAAGUUUUGGUCAAAUACCGCACAGUACGAAAUGCACAUCCGCGAAUAUGUUCGUCUAAAGGAAAUUUGACUUAAAUGAUAUUGGACAUUUGAGGAAGUAAUAUCGAAAAAACUCUCUACUCUACAGGAUUUUUAACGCGUUUGAAAUGGAGGAAAGUUGCAUCGAACGACAAGAAGAGGAGCUUCAAGCUCUUCAAGCUAUUUACAUGGACGACUUCCAAGAUUUGAGAGAAGAGCCUGAUGAACCUCCAAAGGUUUGUUUAAAGUUGACUCCAUUGCAAAGUGUUGUGGCCAAGGAGGUCUAUGCCAGAGUUGAUUUGAUCAUACAGUAUACAGCAGACUAUCCUAAUCGGAGUCCAAAGCUGUCUAUGUGCAAUGCUGAAGGUAUUUCAGAGGAAGAUGUUAAUAAGCUUCAAACUGAGCUUUGCAAAAUGGCUGCUGAUCUUGUUGGUGAGGUUAUGGUUCUGCAAUUAGCACACCAUGUUCAAACAUGUCUUCAUCAACACAACAAACCACAGUUAUCAUUUUAUGAUAAAAUGAUGGCUGACAAGCGUAAAGAGGAGGAGAGACUCCAAGCUGUUGAGCGUCAAAGACUGCAGAUGGAAAUUGAAGCUAACAAAGAACGGGAAGAAAAUGAGAAACGUGAAGUAGAAGAAGAACUACAGAGGAGAGAUGAAGCUAUGAAAGAAAGCAAAAGACGGAGAACUAUUGUUAUUCAAGAAAAGAACACCAAGGCAGAUCCAGCGGCUCAGAGUACAAAGACAAAAGAUCCUGGCACCAGUCCAACAAAGGAAGUGCCAGUUCAGAGAAAGCAAUCUGGGAAUACCACGGCACUUACACAAGCUUUCCCGUCGCCCAAGAAAACAGAGGAAAGGCCUUCUGGCUACAAUAUCAUGAGACGAAGGCGGAGCUCUGAAAGUGUGGGUGAUGAAUCCUUCACAGGGACACGAGUGAUCCACUUCACCAGCAGAGGGGGACAUAUCGUGCAUUGUGGAAAAUGCCUUGGUCAGGGAUCAUCUGGUUCCAAAGUUUACAGUGGCAUGAACAUUACCAUAGGUGAUCUUGUGGUGGUGUGUGAAUGGAUUUUGUCGUCACUUCAUGCAGGACCUCAGAUGCGACGCACGCUUAGUAUCACUGACAACCAGCAACAAGAUCCACAAGCAAGGCUUAUGAAACAGGUAUUCAGUAUAGAGCAGGAGACUUUGUCCUUAAUCAAUCGCGUCAGUCAUCCAAACUUGACACACUAUUUAGCCGUUAAUGUCCAGGAAGAAUCUCCCACUGUCAAAGUCCAGUUUUAACCCCAGUCGUAUCCGGUAGUUUAGCGAACGGCCAACAGGAAGUUGGGAAGAACAAUGGAAACGCAGGGGAUGAUGGGCCAUCGCACCUGAUUGACCAACCGGAUCGCGAAGAGCCUAUGUCCAACUUCUCAUUCUUCUCGGGAGUUCCCGGAAAAUCCCGAGUGAAAUGCGAGUAUGAGGAGCUGCAGUUUCUCGGAAAAGGAGGUUUUGGAAAUGUCAUCAAGGUACGAAAUAAGCUGGACAACUGCCUUUAUGCUGUGAAGCGGAUUCCUCUGAAUCCAAAGAGUACUCAGUUAAACAAGAGGAUCAUGCGUGAAGUACAGCUGAUCAGCCGCCUGAAUCACGAGAAUGUCGUUAG
Messenger RNA from Pocillopora damicornis (cauliflower coral), 1766 nucleotides. RefSeq names its product eIF-2-alpha kinase GCN2. Gene Ontology annotation, molecular function: eukaryotic translation initiation factor 2alpha kinase activity; protein binding; protein tyrosine kinase activity. NCBI's taxonomy places the organism in Eukaryota, Metazoa, Cnidaria, Anthozoa, Scleractinia, Pocilloporidae. Gene Ontology annotation, cellular component: cytoplasm; nucleus. Gene Ontology annotation, biological process: negative regulation of G2/MI transition of meiotic cell cycle; DNA damage checkpoint signaling; regulation of translational initiation by eIF2 alpha phosphorylation. The record is from RefSeq and is a predicted model, not a curated record.